ACACCUCACACCCACACACUCUCUCUCUCUCCCUCUCUCUUAGUUGUCUCCUCCUCAAGAUCAUCAGCAACACGCCCAAUGCUCAGAACACAACCCUGCUUCUGCGUCUACGUGAAGCAUGGCUGCAGGUGCAUGAGGACUGACCUCUCUUUAUUUCUUUUUUACACUUCUGCUAGGAAGAUAGAUAGAUAGAUAAAUAGAGGAGAAGAAGGAGGAGGAGGAGGAGGGAAAUGAGCUCAGAAUGCAGCAGCGGCUGCCAGUCUGGUUGGACCAUCUACUUGGUCCACUCCUCGGAUGAGCAGAGUUCUCUUUCCCACAAGCUUGGUGCUGGUUGCUUUCGACCGGAAGAGGAAGACCUGUCCAUGGUCUCCGAUGCAUCUUCUUGGCCGCCGCAUUUUGACGGAGCUGGCUAUUGCUGCGUUUUUUCUGCGCCAGUUCCAACCGACGACGGCGGGGAGAAGGGCGGAGCAGCAGGAGAGCAACAACCACAGAUUCAGCACGCUGUUCUGGAGGACACUGCCAGUUCCCAACUCUUCAGCAACACUAACAAGAGCAAGAGACCCAUGGAGGAAUUGCUGGACUCUUCUUCUUGUGACUUAUCCACCACCCAAUCAAAAGCAAAGCCAAGCCAACCUCAACAACACCAAGACAGGGAUCGAGGAAACAAAGGAGGAAGGAAUAUAGUGAAGCUCGAAGGGAUCUGUUCAGUGUUUUGUCCGCACCCUGCUCUGAUUCCUCCCUCCCUACCACCGACCCACAGACAUUUAGUAUACUGUUAUGGAGACAAGGAGUCAAUUGGAGAGAGAAUCCACCAGAGGUGUCAGGAGAAGGAUUACAAGAACAUACACCAUUAAAGUUCCUUUGUCUUCUUCUGCAUUGCAGAUAUAUAGGGAAAACACACACUUCAAUUGUGAUCAGUGUACCUGUGAACCUAUAGUUGUGAAGCUUUGAAGGCCAGGCUGGAGGAAUUUCUGCUUCGGGCUAUGCCAGCGACACUGAAACAAAAGGAGCAAACUUAAAGCAUCACAAAAUCAGAAUGAUUAUAUGGCAUCGUCUCCUUCCUUCAAACAACGUGCGAGGGCAAUUAGGGCCAUAAUAUUGCUCGCAUUGGUUUUGGCUGCAGAGCACAUGACGCUGACAGUAAUGUGAUCAGACCUUUUAUUUUCUACUGCAGCUUUGGGAGGGAUGAAAUGUGAAUGGCGUACAACUUUCAUCUUCCAUCUAAAAUGAAUAUAAUUAGCUAGGGGAGAGAGCAGGGAUGAGUAGUUUGUUAUAUAUAUCUAGUGUAGACUAUAUAUGAAUGGUAUUUGGAGUAGACAACUCAACUCCCCUAGGGUUCCUUCAUCUAGGAUCCCUAAGAAAUCUUCUCUCGUUUGGAAAAAAAAAUA
Zingiber officinale is the source of this 1388-nucleotide messenger RNA. RefSeq lists its product as uncharacterized. The record is from RefSeq and is a predicted model, not a curated record. Lineage: Eukaryota; Viridiplantae; Streptophyta; Magnoliopsida; Zingiberales; Zingiberaceae. Gene Ontology annotation, biological process: cytokinin biosynthetic process. The coding region runs from base 231 to 854 and encodes 207 amino acids. The transcript has 5 exons.